This is a messenger RNA of Menidia menidia (Atlantic silverside), 807 nucleotides long. The record is from the annotation of a GenBank genome assembly. Lineage: Eukaryota; Metazoa; Chordata; Actinopteri; Atheriniformes; Atherinopsidae.
CUGGAGGACCUCUGGAGGAACUCUUUGGAGGACCUCAGGGGAGCCCCUCUGGAGGACCUCUUUGGAGGACAUCCCCGGCCGGGGGCCGUUCUGAGUCUGGGACUGGCUCUCUCUGUGUGCAGCUACUUCAUGGUGAACUCGGAGGGGAAGAUCAUGAACCAGCAGAGAGGCGUGUUCCGCAGUAACUGCAUGGACUGCCUGGACCGGACCAACGUCAUCCAGAGCCUGCUGGCCAGGCGCUCCCUGCAGUCCCAGCUCCAGGUGCGCGCCGGUCCCCGAGCAAGGAUGGGCGUCCUGAACGUGGGCCAGCGCGUGGAGGAGCAGGCGGAGUUUGAGAGGAUCUACAAAAACGCAUGGGCUGACAAUGCCAAUGCAUGCGCUGUUCAGUAUGCUGGAACUGGAGCCUUAAAAACAGACUUCACCAGGACAGGGAAAAGGACCAGAUGGGGCCUGGUGAUGGACGGCUGGAACUCCAUGAUCCGCUACUACAAGAACAACUUCUCCGACGGCUUCAGACAGGACUCCAUCGACCUGUUUCUGGGCAACUUUGCUGUUGACGAGUCGGACGGACCCACUCCCCUCCGGGUGCAGAAGGACUGGAAGUUCCUCACGCUGCCCAUCGUCAUGCUGGUCGCGUUCUCCAUGUGCAUCGUCUGCCUCCUGAUGGCAGGUGACACGUGGACAGAGACCCUGGCCUACGUGAUCUUCUGGGGGGCUGCCAGUGCCAUCACAGCCACCAUCAUCCUGUUCAACGGCCAGGACUUCGUGGACGCCCCAAAGCUGGUUCACAAGGAGAAGAUGGACUGA